GGGCAGGUGAGUGAGGGGCCCAGCGCCCUGGGCCGGUGGUUCCUUCUCUGCGGGUACCGGACAUUACCAGACGGACCCAGCCUUCUCGAACCUGAGCAUGUGUGUGACUGUGUGUCAGGCAAGGAGGGCCUUCGAAAGGGGAGGACAGUGCGGGGAGCCCAUUUGUGCUACCGGCUGCUUACAACCAAUGUAGUCAUUGUAAUUACAAGAUCUCCUCGAGCCAGGGAGAAGGGCAAAAAGACAAAAACUGAUAGGACACACGCAAUAAGACACGAAAUCCGCCUUGUUUGUAGUUUAAGUUUCGCUGAUAGAGGACCAGAAAAUAAAGUCCUAACCGAGUUGGACGUGAGGGCAGGUUGUCCUGGAUCAGUGCUCGGGGCAGGUCUGGAAAGAGCCCUGGGGCUUUGGAGCCCUGCCCUCAGCAGUGUGUCCUUGGACAAAUUGUUCCCGUUUCUUGCCUGGCAUGUGAGAGGCAUUCGAUAAAUGGUAGUACUGUUUCAAAGAGUGGGCAGCCAGUGAUUUCAAGUUAAAAAAACAGGGACGUGACAUAAAAUGAUCACCUCAUUUAUGGAGCCCUGGCCGUGCAUCCUGUCCUGUACUUUUGGGAUUUUCUGUGCAUCACCUCAUUUAAUCCUUAUAUGGGGAAAAGGUCCUAUUAUUACCCCUAUUUGAUAUCUGAGGCAGAACAAGAUUAAGUAGCUUACUCAAGGGUACAGGCUGGUAAGUGGCAGCACAGGGGCCUGAGCCCUGCUCUUAAACACUUCGCUGUGCAGACAUAGUAAGAGAAGGGCUUGGGAGGUAUGAAUUGGCAGCACACAGGACUCAGAAGGUCCCUGGGUGGUGCAGUUUGUGCUUAGUUGGCGGUUGGAACCCACCCGGCAGCACCACAGAAGAAAGGCCUCGCAAUCUGCUACUGUAAAGAUUACAGCAAGAGAACCCUAUGGGAUAGUCCUACUCUGCAAAUUGGGGUCGCCUUGAGUCAGAAGCGACUCUACUGCACUGGGUACAGGCAGGACCUUAGAGGUUAAGUAGCCGUUUUUCAUUUGUAGGGUCAUCGUUCUUACCAGAACACUAUUUGAAAAGAAAUAAUGUUAGAUAGCUGUUUCCAAUUAAAAAAAAUAGUUGUUGUUAGCUGCUGUUGAGUUGGCCCCUGACUCAUGGCAACCCAUACACAAUGUGACAAAAUGCUGCCUGGUCCUGCAACUCCCCCUUCCCAUGAUCGGUUGUGGAUCAGUCUGCUGUGAUCCAGAGGGCUUUCACGGGCUGAUUUUUUGGAAGUAGAUGGCCAGGCCUUUCUUUCUAGUCCAUUUUAGUCUGGAAGUUCCACUGAGACCUGUUCAGCAUCAUAGCACUCGUAAGCCUCCACGGACAGACAGGUGGUCACUAUGCAUGAGGUGCGUUGAUGGAAAAAAAAAAAAUAGGAACAAAGCAAUAUGAAAAUUCUGUUUUUAUAAACUGGUGAUACUUGUAAUUUUUCAGGUUUUUGGAAGAGAAUAAUGACAUUGUAUUGUAAAUCUAAAGAGUUAAUAAAAGAAAACACCAAGUAUUUAGAGGUAAUUUUUAUUUUUCAGAUAAAACUCAUCAAUGCUUUGAAAAAAACUGCUCUAGACCAAAGGGAUUGUUUGACACAUAAAUAUAUGUGUAAACUUUAAGUCUCCUGAAGGCAAUGGUGAAAGAAAAGAAAAAAGCAGAUAAAAAAGGAGACAAGUCAGCCCGCUCCCCGUCAUCUAUCAGUGAUUAUCCAGAGUCUUCCAAACAAGAUGGCAGCGCCGUACCUCAAGAAAUGUCCCCAAGUGGCGCCUCACAAUUGGAAAAACAGCCCAGUGAAACAGGACCCAAAAUAGAGUCAAAAAAGGAAAAUCAGCAGCAUGAAGACACCACUCAAUAUGAAGAGCCCGUUCUGACCAAACUCAUAGUGGAAAGCUACGAAGGGGAGAAAGUCCGUGGGCUGUAUGAGGGUGAAGGCUUCGCAGUCUUUCAGGGAGGUGGUGUGUACCACGGUAUGUUUUCAGAAGGACUCAUGCAUGGACAAGGGACAUAUAUUUGGGCUGAUGGGUUGAAAUAUGAGGGGGACUUUGUGAAGAAUAUCCCCAUGAACCACGGUGUGUACACGUGGCCAGACGGCAGCACCUACGAGGGAGAAGUGGUCAACGGCAUGCGGAACGGCUUUGGGAUGUUCAAGUGCAGCACGCAACCCGUGUCCUACAUCGGCCACUGGUGCCAGGGCAAGAGGCACGGGAAGGGUUCUAUUUAUUACAAUCAAGAUGGCACCUCUUGGUAUGAGGGAGACUGGGUGUACAACAUCAAAAAGGGCUGGGGGAUAAGAUGUUACAAGUCUGGAAACAUAUAUGAAGGCCAGUGGGAAGACAACGUGCGCCACGGGGAGGGGAGAAUGAGGUGGCUGACCACCAAUGAGGAGUACACUGGGCAAUGGGAGAGGGGGAUCCAGAAUGGCUUUGGAACGCACACGUGGUUUCUAAAGAGAAUCCCCAACUCCCAGUAUCCUUUGAGAAAUGAAUACAUAGGAGAGUUUGUAAAUGGAAACCGGCAUGGACACGGCAAAUUUUACUAUGCAAGCGGAGCCAUGUAUGAGGGAGAGUGGGUUUCCAAUAAAAAACACGGCAUGGGGCGGUUCACUUUCAAGAAUGGGCGUGUGUACGAAGGCCCAUUUUCCAAUGACCACAUAGCACAGUUUCCAAGUCUUGAAACUGACUUAACGACUCACCUGGACCUGUGUUCAGGAGGCACCACCAGGAGCAGCCGUGGCUUCUCCGUCAGUGCUGAAAUUAUCAGAAAGCUCGAUGGCAGCGAAAAUAAUCCUGUGCUAGGAACAAGCAUUGAACUGGACCUCAGCUGGUUGCUGGCUAUGUACCCUGAGAAAGACCGACCAGCAGAAAAGAAGCAGGUAGAAUUUGCUAUCUUAAGAAAUAUUACAGAACUAAGAAGAAUCUAUAGCUUUUACAGCAGUCUAGGUUGUGAUCACUCUCUAGAUAAUACCUUUCUGAUGACAAAGCUUCACUUCUGGAGAUUUCUGAAAGACUGCAAAUUUCAUCACCAUCAACUAACUCUUGCUGAUAUGGACAGGUUACUAAGUGCCAAUAAUAACAUACCAGUUGAAGAAAUCCAUUCUCCAUUUACAACAAUACUUUUGAGAACAUUUCUGAAUUAUCUCCUGCAGUUGGCUUAUCACAUUCAUCACAAAGAAUUCCAAAAUAGAAGCCCGUCGCUCUUCAUGUGUUUCACAAAACUGAUGACUGAGAACAUCCAUCCAAACGCCUGCCAGGUGAAAGGCAGCCUGUUCAGUGAGCCACAGCGGACGCUCUAUUCAAUGAAUUACAUCGAUAAGUGCUGGGAGAUUUACAUCGUUCACUGCAGACCAAAUGCGUUUCCUCCCGGAGAACUUACUAUGAAGAUGAGACAUUUCCUCUGGAUGCUGAAAGACUUUAAAAUGAUAAAUAAAGAAUUAACAGCAACCAAAUUUGUGGAAGUCAUAGCAGAAGACAAUCCUUUCAUACACGAUGGAAUUGACAGCAACUUUGAACUUGAGCUGGUGUUCCUUGAAUUCUUCGAAGCUCUUUUAAGCUUUGCACUCAUCGCUGUUACUGACCAAACGACUAAAUCAGGUAUCAGUGUUCCAAAUGAAGAGCUGUCUGGAAACAGAUACGGGAGUAUGCAGACCAUAGCAAAUCAGAGCACUCAGAACAGGAGUCCAAGUGCAGUGACAAGCCACGAAUCUGAUAUCAUUCACUUUGCCAGCGCCAAGUCAUCGUCAAGCAAGUUAGGACUCUCGUUUGAUAUUAGCAGAGUCAGGAAAUCAGAGGCCAAGAUCAAGAAAUCUAUAAGUGAAGAAAAAGUUUCCAGAAUUAGUUUUAAACCUGCAGGAAAAGGGGUAUCCCUUUUUUCAUCUCAAAAUGAGAAAUUUGAAAAACUGAAGGAUGAUCAGAAGGAAAAACUAAAUAUGUGGGUCAGUCAUUUGUAUGUCUUUUUUGUGAACACGCUCUUCCAAGCAUACAAACAUGAAGAAACUCUAAAGGAGAAGAUAAAGGAAAAUAGAUUACGUGACGCUAAGAUGGCGCAACAGAGGAAAAUUGAAAACGAUGAACUGGAAGCAAGGCUGAGUAUCUUGAGAGAGGAAGAGGCCAAAAGACAAGACUAUGAGGUCGACAUUACAGUGAUAAAGGAACCGGCAGACGCCCCAUCCUUGCAUUUGACACCCAGCCCUCCUAAAGAGGACAUGGUGGCCCAGGCCAGCAAGUCCAUCACAAGUAAGAAAAAGAAAAAGUAAAGGCUGCUAGAUAACAUAAAUCAGCCACAAGAGAGCACACAAAUGUAAAAGGAGCUCUGAACUACAGGCACUGUUAAUGAAUUUACUGACCAAUAAAACUGUGUUUUACCUCUUCCUUUGUUAUUUUUGAAAUACUGGUACCUUGGCCCACUGUGUUUCAUGUUUCCUACAUGGGUGAGGAGCCCUGGUGGCACGACAGUUAAGUACUCGGCUGCUAACGGAAAGGCUGGUGGUUCGAAUCCACCCAGUGGCUCUGCAGGAGAAAGACUGGGUUAGCUGCUCCCGAAAAGAUUACAAAUUAAGAUUGAAAAAUUACCUGAGAAUGCUGCCAAAAAGAUUACAGUCUAGAAAACCCUAUGGGGCAGUUCUACUCUGUCACGUGGGGUCACUAUGAGUCAGGUUCAACUCUAC
This is a messenger RNA of Loxodonta africana (African savanna elephant), 4696 nucleotides long. RefSeq names its product radial spoke head 10 homolog B2. The record is from RefSeq and is a predicted model, not a curated record. Lineage: Eukaryota; Metazoa; Chordata; Mammalia; Proboscidea; Elephantidae. Bases 1667 to 4285 code for a protein of 872 amino acids. The transcript is spliced from 19 exons.